Epithele typhae is the source of this 2469-nucleotide messenger RNA. RefSeq names its product kinase-like protein. Gene Ontology annotation, molecular function: calcium-dependent protein serine/threonine kinase activity; calcium/calmodulin-dependent protein kinase activity; ATP binding. The coding region runs from base 1 to 2469 and encodes 822 amino acids. The record is from RefSeq and is a predicted model, not a curated record. Gene Ontology annotation, cellular component: nucleus; cytoplasm. Lineage: Eukaryota; Fungi; Basidiomycota; Agaricomycetes; Polyporales; Epitheliaceae. The transcript has 2 exons. Gene Ontology annotation, biological process: peptidyl-serine phosphorylation; protein autophosphorylation; intracellular signal transduction.
AUGGUCCCCUCCCCUUCCGUCUCCUCGCCCGCCCCGCCAGCGCUUGGCUCCUACAUAGACAACGGCGCGCUGCGGCUCGUCGAAAUUCUCGGCUACGGCGGCUACGGUAUCGUCUACCGCGCUGUCGACACCCACUCCCCUAAGCCGACUUCCUACGCCGUCAAAUGCCUCCCCCAUUCCAGCAAGCGCAGCUCCGCACGACAACGCCAACUACACAUCCGCGAGAUCACCCUCCACCAACUCGCAUCGGGCCACCCGAACAUCGUCACGCUCCACCGCGUCAUCGAGGACUACCAAUAUACCUUCAUCGUCAUGGACUACUGUCCCGACGGUGACCUCUUCACUCAGAUCCUCCACAAGCGGCGCUAUCUGGGCAAUAACGCCCUCAUCAAGGAGGUUUUCCUUCAACUGCUCGAGGCGGUUGAGUACUGCCAUUCUCUGAGUAUUUAUCACCGCGACCUCAAGCCCGAGAACAUUCUCUGCUUCGAGGACGGCCUCCGCUUAGCCGUCACCGACUUCGGUCUCGCUACCACCGACCGCGUGAGCACUGAGUUCAGGACAGGCAGCGUCUACCACAUGAGUCCUGAAUGCCAGGGCGGCAUGUUCGCGCAUAACCGCGCCUACUCCCCCCUCUUCAACGACGUCUGGUCAUUGGGCAUCAUCCUCGUCAACCUCAUCACCGGCCGGAAUCCGUGGAAGUCCGCGUCCGCGGACGACUGCACCUUCCAGGCAUACCUGAAGAACCCCGACAGCUUCCUCCCCACUGUUCUCCCCAUCUCCGAGGAUGUCAACUUCCUUCUCGUCCGCGCGCUCGAGGUCGACUGGCGUCACCGCAUCACACUCCGCGAGAUGCGCCAUCUCCUGGAGUCCAUCGACAACUUCUACUCCCCCGACGUCGUCUUCGAGGACAGCAUGGCGCGUUGCCCCUGGGAGGCCGGUCUCAACGUCGACGCUGACAGCGAUUCGUCUGCAGAGGCUGAGCCGGAGCCUGCGGACCCUCCCGCGCAGCAGGAGGCACAGGAGGAUCUCGUUUCCACCUGGAGCGACGGUUCCGACGCCGAGAUGGUCUACACCCGCGAGCGCUCCCUGGUCAAGGAGUCGUCGACCUGGACAGCCUCCUUUGGUGCUGAGCGCGACGAUGACUCCGGAGUCGCCUCCGCCUACUCGCGUUCCAUGUCCCCCAGCCCACGCGCGUCCCCCGUUUAUACUACGACGAAGCUCUUCGACGCCCUUCAGACUCCCGUUCACAGCCCUGCUUCCGCGUACUCUGCGCUUUCAUCCGAGCCCUCUAUUCCUUCACCGCCGGUGACCCCGCACGCGUGGGACCACGAGCACUCGACGCGUCCGAAGCUUGUUCUCACCGUCGACACGGACACUUUCAAGCCCGAGUACUACGACAACAGCGUCACGAUGCUCUCCGCGACGGCGUCCUCCCUUCACACGGCGCUCGAGUCCAACUGGGGCGACAUGUACUCGCCCCUCGUCACCAGCGCGAUCACGACCGCGAAGCCCUCGCCAUACCCUGGAGACGAGGACCACAUGGUCAUCACGCCGGCGAUGGAGGACCAGAUCAUGGACGACUAUGACGACGAGGACGAGGACGAAGAUGAGUACCCGGAGAUCGAUACGUACGGCUCGAUACCGUCCGCGCGCGCCGAGUCGCCGGUGCUCGGGCUCGACGUCAACGCGAAGGAGGUGCGGCGCGCCCCCGCCGCGAACGCCGCGACUCCGGACGUCGAGUACAGCUGGAACCGGAUCUGCGACUGGCUCAAUCCGCAGCAGAAGCCCGCGACCCCGACGUCGCCCACGACUAUCGCCCACGCCACCCCUUUCUCCUUCUUCACCGUGCAGGCUACCCCCGCGCCCACGCGGCCGUCCUCCCCGCGGGAGUCCUCCGCAUGGCCCGCGUUCUCCUUCGACCUGUCCACCGCGACCACGACCUCGCCGACGCCGCAAUCGACGAGCAAGCUCGCGACCCCGCGCACGUCGCCCUCGCUCGUCGCCCACGCGCCGCUCUCGCCGACCGCGGGCCCCUCGCGCACGCUCGCCGCGGACCACCGCAAGGGCCGCGCCUCGAACUUCCUCCGCCCGAUCCGCCUCGCCUUCCCGCGCCGCUCGUCCUCGUCUCCCGCCCGCCCCGCCCGCCGCCGCUCGCCCGCGCGCAGCAGCCUCGGCGGGCGCGGGAAGACGCGACAGACGGAGAGCGCGCCCGAGGGCGCGUACGCCGGGUCCGCCAACUGGGUCUUCUCCGCCUCGACGAGCGCGUCGCCCGAGCCGCAGCCGUACCUGUGCCUCCCGCAGUCGGUGCAGCCGACGCACGUCCGGGUCGAGGCCACCACCGCGGCGGCGAAGGAGCCUGAGCACUCGACGCUCACUGAGGACGCGCAGCCGCGGCGCAAGCGCCUGCGGGUUGCGCGAGACUGGUUCUCGCCCGGCAAGCUGUUCGCGUCGGUGCUCCCGUCGUCGUGA